AUGUGUCGUGUAAAUAAAAAUAUACGUUAAGAAGAGCCAUUUACUAACUAAUAUUUUAUAUUGUUGGAUUUUCGCUGAUGUUGGAGCGACCACGGACUAUAUAUUUUCUAUAACAUCCAAUCAGCUUAAACCAUAAUACGGUCACGUGCCCAUAUAUAGCCUGUCAUCUGGCAUAACAUAAGAAAAAAUUUAUUGUGUGAGGAUGGCGUGCCAAUAGUUUCAAGUUCAUUUAUUAAUUUUCUUUAAAAAUGUAUCCGAAUUCUAAUGAUAUGGAGUUUAUUCAACCUCCAGAAGCCCCUAUUUUUGAACCAGACGAAGAGGAGUGGAAAGAUCCAUUGGGUUUUAUAGCAAAAAUAUAUCCUUACGUUGUUAAAGUUGGGAUUUGUAAAAUAAGACCUCCGCCGGAUUGGCAACCUACAUUUUCUGUUGAUGUUGAAAAAUUUCGUUUUACGCCUAGAAUUCAAAGACUUCAUGAGCUGGAGGCAAAAACUCGUGUUAAACUUAAUUUUUUUGAUACUAUUGCAAAGUUCUGGGAACUGCAGGGUUCAUGUAUAAAGUUACCAAACAUUGAGAAGAAGCCUCUAGAUUUGCAUGAAUUGCACAAGAUAGUUCAAACAGAAGGAGGAUAUGAGGAUGUAACUCGGUUACGUCGAUGGAGUCGUAUUGCUUUAUUGAUGGGUUAUUCUAGUCCUCAAGCUAGUGCAAUAUUACGUCGUCAUUAUGAAAAGAUACUUUAUCCUUAUGAUGUUUUUAUGUCUGGUGCCAUGAUUGGGGAGAGUAAUAUGACUGAAAACACAGAAUUCAAAGAUAGACAAGAGGAAAAAAAAAAUAGCGAUGUUUCAUCCAAUAAUUCACGUCACACACGCCAAUCAAAAUAUAAAAGUGACUCACUUGACAAUAUGCCUGAAGUAAAUUUUGAGGCAAACACAGAGUUAAAAAAACUACAAUUUUUGGCUCCAGGUCCCAAAAUUGCUGGUACAAAACCUGCCGGACGAACUAAGCGUCGUAACAAGAAGUAUGAAGAUCAUUUUGUUGAUGAUAGUGAACUCUCUGCAAUUCAAGGUCAAAAUCAUAGUUUUGGCAAUGAUAAAAACAUUUUUAGUGUUGUUGCAUCAUGGCAGGGUGUUCAAGACUACAGAUGCAAUGUAUGUGAAUUUGGAGAUGAAGAACAUUGUAUGCUUUUGUGUGAUUCAUGUGAUUCUUCAUAUCACUCAUUUUGUUUGAUCCCUCCUCUUCAAAGUGUACCCCCUGGUGAUUGGAGGUGCCCAAAAUGUGUGGCCAAGGAGUGUAGUAAACCUACAGAAGCCUUUGGUUUCGAACAGGCCAAAAAGGUUUACUCAUUGCAGAGUUUUGGUGAAAUGGCUGAUAAAUUUAAAGAAGACUAUUUCUCAAUGCCACCCCAUGAAGUUCCAUUACAUGUUGUUGAAAAAGAAUUUUGGAGACUUGUGCACUCCAUUGAUGAAAAUCUUUGUGUGGAAUAUGGAGCUGAUCUGCAUACAAAAGAUCUCGGAUCUGGAUUCCCUUUGGCUAAUAAUACAGAUAAUCCUGAAGAUCAAGUUUACAUUGAUUCUCCUUGGAAUCUAAACAACUUAGCCAAUAAUGAUAAAUCUGUAUUAAAGUUUAUCACUCAGGAUAUCUCAGGAAUGAAGGUACCCUGGUUGUACAUCGGCAUGUGCUUUUCAAGUUUUUGUUGGCAUACAGAAGAUCAUUGGAGUUAUUCUAUAAACUACUGUCAUUGGGGGGAACCAAAAACAUGGUAUGGUGUUCCUGCUAGUGAAGCUGAAAAACUAGAGAAUUGUGUCAAAAGCAUUGCUCCUGAAUUAUUUGAGAAAAAUCCUGAUUUACUUCAUCACUUAGUGACUACUUGUUCACCAAUGACACUAAUGAAUUAUGGAGUUCCUGUAUUUCGUACCGAUCAACAUGCUGGAGAGUUUAUUAUUACUUUUCCUAGAGCAUAUCAUGCUGGUUUUAACCAAGGCUACAAUUGUGCAGAAGCUGUUAACUUUUGUCCAGCAGAUUGGCUGUCAAUUGGAUUUGAUUGUAUUGAGCAUUAUCGAAAAUUGCAAAGAGCAGUAGUGUUUUCUCAUGAAGAACUUGUGUGUAAAAUGGCAUCUGUUCCAGAAGCUCUUGAUCUUGACAUUGCAAAAAAAUUAUAUGAGAACCUGAAAUUAUUGGUUGACAUCGAGUUGUCUGAGAGAGCAAGUCUUCAUGAAAAGGGUAUAAAAGAUAGUGAGUUUUGUCCUUAUGAACUGAUAUCUGAUGAUGAGCGCCAAUGUGACUAUUGCAAGUGUACAUUAUAUUUUUCAGCUGUUGUGUGCUCUUGUGAUAAUAAACGCUUAUCUUGUCUAAAGCAUCCAGAUGAAAUCUGUGUUUGCCAAAACAUUAGAAAAUUUAUACGGUAUCGAUAUACUUUAAAUGAACUACCAGAAUUGUUAAGUAGUGUUAAAAAAAGGGCUGAUUCUUUUGAUAAUUGGGAAAAACAAGUGCAAAAAAUAUUGUCCUGUUCAUCCCAAGAUAGAUAUGAUGUCUCAGUUUUCAAAGAGCUAAUUAAUGAAUCUGAACAAAACAAUUAUCCUGACUGCGAACUACUAGAACAACUAAAAUCGACUAUUGUAGAAGCCGAUCAGUGUUCACAAGUGGCUAUCCAGUUUAUUGCUAAAAAACACAAAACAAGAAAAUCCAGCAGCAUUGCGUCAUCAUCUCAACCACGUCUUACUUUGGAGGAACUCAAUGACUUUGUUCUUCAAGUUAAAAAUCUACCAUGUAUUAUUAAAGAAGCAAAAGCAAUUGAUAUACUUAUGCAGCAAAUUGAAAAUUUUCAACAUGAAGCUCAUCUUGUUUUGAACUCAGAUAACUACAAUGAGCCAAAGGUCUUAGAAUUAAUAGAGCAUGGCAACUCAAUGGAUGUUGAGUUGCCAGAAUUGAAUGAGUUAAAGAUGGAUCUCAAAGCCUCAAAAUGGCUUGGAGAAAUUGUUCAAUUACUAAAUCAAGAAGAACCUGUUUCGCUUGAUGUUAUGCGAACAUGUGUUGAUCAAGGCAUUGGACUUAAAAAAAAGCCAGUGUCUAUUGAGCCAUUGUCACGCCUUAAAGAAUUGUUGUUUUCUGCUGACCGCUGGGAAGAAAAAGCAAAACUGUGCUUACAAGCUAAACCGCGACACAUGAUCAGUACAUUAGAUGUCAUUGUACAAGAAGCCUCCAAAGUCAGAAUUAUUCUACCAAAUGUCUCAAUGUUAAGAGAUGCUCUUAAUAAAGCAAAAGAAUGGACAUCAAUAGUCGAAAGAAUGCAGAAUGAUGACUAUUAUCCAUAUUAUGAUGUAUUGGAUACCUUAGUCUCUAAUGGUAGACCAAUUCCAGUUAGAUUAGAACAGUUAUCUCAAAUGGAAUCACAAGUUGCAGCUGCUCGUGCUUGGAAAGAGAGAACAUCCAGAAUAUUUCUCAAAAAGGGUUCAGAAAAAAGUUUGCUUGAGGUUAUUAGACCACGCAAGGAUGUUGGCGUUUUUGAUAUUAAAUUAAAAUUAGAGAAAAAAUCAGAUGAAUCUGAUGAACAUAAAAAAUUCGAAGCAAAAAAAGAGAUAAAAAAAGAUGCUUGUUUAAAAGAAGAGAUAAAAAUGGAAUGUGAUGAUAAAAGUGAAAAUGAAGGGUGCCACAGUUAUGUAGAUGAAUAUAUAUCACGUGAUCCAAAUGUAGUUAUGCAAGCAUUAAAACUUGCCGAAAAACAUGAAAUUGAGGCUGUUAGAAAACUUAGAUGUAAUAACAGAGACAAACUAAUUACAGAAAAUAUAGAAGGUCCCUAUUGCUUUUGUCGGAAACCAAUAGAUGGCCUAAUGGUUCCUUGUUCUCUUUGUUUAGAAUGGUACCACACUACGUGUAUAGUUGCCCCUAAAACUGUAUAUGGUAAACCUAUAGGUAAAGGAUUUACUGCGUGUUCUGUGUCUCGUGAAGUUCAUUAUUUAUGUCCAGAAUGUUGUCGUACUCGACGUCCACGUAUCGAUGCAAUAUUGUCUCUUCUUAUGUCAUUGCAGAAACUUCCUGUGCGUAUUCCUGAAGGAGAGGCUCUUCAGUUCCUCACAGAGCGCGCAAUGAACUGGCAGGAUCGUACUAAAGUUGUUUUAUCACAUCCUGAGAUACAACGAGUUAUAGAUAAUGUAAAACGUGAUAUAGAGCUUGUUGAAAAACAUGUUUCACACCUGCUUUUAAUACAAAGACUUCUUGCUGUAAAAAAGUUAGUUAAAUAUGAGAAACAAUUAAAUGAAGAUGUUAAACUUGAUUUAAACCAACAAUCGUAUGUUAAACCAGAGACAAUAGAUAUAGAUUCAUCUUCUAUGCAACCACUAGAAACUAAACCUUUAUUUGCAGAGUCGGGUCUUGAAUGCACAGAAAAAAUGUGUAAUCAAAGUCCUAACUCUAAAGAAAAUUUUGAUAACUCUUUUUCUAAUCAUACUUUCGUUCAAAUUCAGAGCUCAAAUUCACCAUCUACAACAUAUCUUAAUGAUAUUAAUGUUUCGAAUCCUGAUAGAAAUGAGCUUACGAUGUUACCACUGCCUAACUCUGUAUUAAACGAGCUUGACGUGCUAUUAUAUGAAGGUAGUAUUUUAGAAGUUGGACUAGACGAAGUAGAGGUCAUAUGGGCUAUAUUGCAAAUUCAAAGACCGCUUUUAAAAGAAGAAUGUAUGAUAAUGAAUGCAGAAUAUCGUCGCAAUCUUGCAAAAAAAUUAAAGAAACAAAGAAAGCGUAAAAGUGAUGAUUCCAAACAAACAGUUAAGGCAGUUACAAAUUUAUCGAUCGUUGAUGGCGCUGCUGUUAAGAAGCUGAAAGAUAUUGUUUCACGUCGGAAAAAAAAUGAAAAGCUUAUAAAGAUUCGUUUUCCUAUAAAUAUUGAUAAAGAUGAAGACGAAGAUGAUUGUUCUGCCAAACCAUGUUUAAAACCUUUAGGCGAAGAAGUUGAGUGGGUAAUGUGUGAUACUUGUAAUAAUUGGUAUCAUUGUGCUUGUGUUAGGAUAAGUGCUCAGGAAGCAAUUAAUGCAGACGAGUAUAAAUGUCCUUAUUGUAAAACAAUUCAAAAUGAUAAAAUUCAAAAAAAUGCGCCUGGUCUUACAAUUAUGGCAGAGUUGGCGCAUCAUUUAAUAAAAGUUUCUCCUGUAAAUAAACAUUCAGAUGAUUUUUCAGACAAAAACAUUUCACAUAUAUCAGAGUUAGAUAGUUUGCUCUGCUUAGCCAAUGCUAGUCAAAGUAUGAAUUUUGGACCACUAGGUACUAUUUCUCCAGAUAUAGAUUCUAUGAAAUAUUAUGAUUCUAAAGACAUUGCGUCACAAGUUAAUCGUGUAAUAGAAGCACCAAUGUAGUUCGAAGUGAAUUGCUAACUUGCUUCUUAAUUUGACAUAAAUAACUCUUUUUUUUAUCGGUAUUUUAUUUUCUGUUGUAUAUUUUUUAUUCUAUUUUAGCUGUUGGUAAUUUCUCAGACGAAAAGACAAAUAGCUUUUAUUUA
Hydra vulgaris (swiftwater hydra) is the source of this 5485-nucleotide messenger RNA. RefSeq names its product lysine-specific demethylase 5A. Gene Ontology annotation, biological process: chromatin remodeling; regulation of DNA-templated transcription. Gene Ontology annotation, molecular function: histone H3K4me/H3K4me2/H3K4me3 demethylase activity; DNA binding. Lineage: Eukaryota; Metazoa; Cnidaria; Hydrozoa; Anthoathecata; Hydridae. Gene Ontology annotation, cellular component: chromatin; nucleus. The record is from RefSeq and is a predicted model, not a curated record.